UAUUCAGGAACGGGAAACCCCAGCAAACAGUUUAAAAAAUUCAAAUGAACUACGGAAUAAACGAGCAAUAUUUACUACGUAAUUGCAACUAAUGUAGCAAGUUAAAUGGCAGUAAACUAAUUACGAUCCCUGGCCUGGUUCAACAUAAUUUUCAUUGCAUUUUUUUCAGCCUUUUCCCGAGACUGCUUUUCCACUCCUUGCAGGCUUCUGCUCCUUGUGACUCCUUGCUAGCUCCUUUCUUGUGGUAAAUUAACUUGAAUGCCGCAAUGUAUUUACCGGUACUCGAGGCAAGGGAAAAACAACAAAAAGUAUGGCGAAAGGAGCUAAAAAAACAAUGAAAAGGCAUCGCCAAAUGGAAAGGGUUAAAGAGCAAACAAAUCCGACAAGCCGGCGAAAAUGCUGCAGGAAAGAAACGCAUUAGAAGCAGCAGGAUUGAAUAAUACUCAUGGUGGAAUCCUAAUAAAUAUUUAUAUUUGUUUACUUUCCGUGAAACCGAGUCCCGUGCCACCGCUAACACCACCGCCACCACCCAUUGCAAACUCGGCUAAGACAUUAAAGGAAAAUGUGUUUUUUCAUUACGACUGGCAAGUGCGCUUUGUAGUGGAUCUCGGAGUGUUCUUGUCUGCCUUGAGUGCACUUCUCCGACGCUCUGGCACUGGAGCCCUCCUUUGGCACCCAAGCCUUUCCCAUCCUAGACUUUCCCUUCGUUUCCAAACGUUUGUUGGAGCCCUAGACGUAGGGGAAUUUCUCAUAACGCCAUGGCAAAAGGCACUGACGAAGAUGACUUGGGAUCCUGCUCGCAAAUGAAGCGCAAUUAAAAUGUAAUUUUUAUGCAAAUUCCGUGCAUAAGUGAACUUUUAAUUAAUUCAGCUCGAAAAUAAAU
Messenger RNA from Drosophila santomea, 883 nucleotides. RefSeq lists its product as uncharacterized. Lineage: Eukaryota; Metazoa; Arthropoda; Insecta; Diptera; Drosophilidae. The record is from RefSeq and is a predicted model, not a curated record. The transcript has 2 exons. Bases 397 to 807 code for a protein of 136 amino acids.